AUGCAACGCCAGUACUUUGAACAGCCACGAUGCCACAUGCUGCACCGCCGGAAUGGCACUUCCAGUUUAAACGCAGAAGCGCCAGCUGCUAACGGUGUGGGGAACCAAAGUGAAGAACGGGCACUCUCUUCGCAUGAUGCGGACAAGGAGCACCGGUCGAAGCCACUUUCGCCACUUCUGUUACUGGGUCUCAUGUACACGUACACCAUUUGUGGUGCCUACGCGAUUGAAGAGACCGUAAUGGGCGGAGGCCCGCUUCUCGCCCUCAUCUCGAUUGUACUGAUUCCUAUAUUCAUGGCAGCUCCAACUGCGGUUGUGGUCGCCGAAAUGGCCACAGCGAUUCCAUCCAAUGCUGCCUUCUUGAUGUGGAUCAAUGUCUCUUUCCACCGUACUGUGUAUUUCACAAUGGUGAUCCUGACCCUGUUGCUGACCUUCAUCGACAAUGCGCUUUUCCCAGUGCUUGUCUCGGAGUACGUAUGCACAUCGAUCUCCUGUUCGGAUACGGGGGUGAAACUACUUCGUGCUGGAAUGCUUUUGCUCACAUACAUCCUGAACUUGGUGGGGGUGCAGGCGGUGGGCAUGACGAGUGUCCUGCUUUCCAUCAUUACUGUGUCACCGUUCCUUUUGAUGUUCGCCAUGCACCUCGUCAACAGUGGUUUCUACCUGAACUGGCCGGCCAUAAGCUAUAUCCCGAGUGAGAUUGAUUGGCCAACGUUCAUCACGACUGCAUCAUGGAAUCUCUGUGGUCUGGAGCAGGCUGCUGCGGUUUCUGAAGAGAUCAAGGCCCCACACCGCACCAUCAUUCUCGCGCUCGUGCCGCUCAUGGGACUGGCAUUUUUGACGUACAUUCCCCCAAUUCUGACGGGCGCAAGCGUGGAAAAAGGUCCGCCGGACGUGGAGGAGUGGACAACUGGGUACUGGGCGGUCGUGGCCCGUAACGUGGGAGGGCAGCCCCUUCAGGUUUUAAUGGUUGUUGCCAGUGUUUUCUCUGCAUUUGGACAGACACUUUCGGCUCUUUGCACAACAACGCAUAUCAUUGCUGGCAUGGCGUACACCGAUGUGUUCCCGGGGCCGGUGGGCCGUAUUCUGUAUCAGCGUAAUAAACGCUUUGGCACGCAUCACUGGGCCCUGACGGUCAACACGCUAAUCACGGGCAUAUUUAGUGUGCUGCUUGACUUUGGCCCUCUGGUAAAGGCGGACCAGGUGUUGUACGGCAUAAGGGUGGUGCUGAUCUUCCUGUCCUUCUUGAUUGUGCGAUACCGAUACCCGCACCUGCACCGGCCAUUCCGUGUCCCACUGGAGGGGUACCAGCUUGGCUUGUUUGCCGUGCCAAUACUCCUCUUUGUUGCACUGACGAUAGUGGCGAUGCUGGAAGACAUGCAAACAGUCAUCAUUAAUUUAUCCGUUUUGGGUGGUGCUGUUUUGGUAUCUGUACUGUACUGUUUCCUGUGGCGAAAGGAGGAUUUUGACGGGAGGGUGGUGACAGAGACUAUUUUGGAGGACCAAGAGAGCCAAGAAUGA
This is a messenger RNA of Trypanosoma grayi, 1521 nucleotides long. Its product is annotated as putative amino acid permease/transporter. The transcript has a single exon. Gene Ontology annotation, molecular function: transmembrane transporter activity. Gene Ontology annotation, biological process: transmembrane transport. Gene Ontology annotation, cellular component: membrane. Lineage: Eukaryota; Euglenozoa; Kinetoplastea; Trypanosomatida; Trypanosomatidae. The record is from RefSeq and is a predicted model, not a curated record. The coding region runs from base 1 to 1521 and encodes 506 amino acids.